CAGCAGGGACCUCUGGUUGGUUUUAUUCCUUCUGCUGGCUUUAGUCCUGUUGCAGACGACAGAAGACGCAGAAACUAUGGCGUUCUUCGUGAAAAAGAAGAAAUUCAAGUUUCAGACCCAUCUGACCCUGGAGGAGCUGACUGCUGUGCCUUUUGUCAACGGAGUGCUGUUCUGCAAGAUGAGGCUGCUGGAUGGAGACUUUGUCGCCACUUCUUCCAGACAGGAAGUUCACGAGAACUGCGUUCGCUGGAGGAAGAGGUUCACCUUCAUAUCCAAGAUGAGUGCAAACCCCCACACGGGAGUCCUGGACCCGUCUGUCUGCAGGGUGUCGGUCCGGAAGGAACUCAAAGGAGGAAAAGCGUACACGAAGCUGGGCUUCACGGACCUCAACAUGGCGGAGUUUGCUGGUUCUGGCUCCAUCGUACGCUGCUGUUUGUUGGAGGGAUACGACACCAAGAACACACGGCAGGACAACUCCAUCCUGAAGGUGAUCAUCGGGAUGACCCUCCUUUCUGGAGAUCCGUGUUUUAAAACGCCUCCCAGCACAGCCAAGUCCAUCUCCAUCCCCGGACAAGAGCACACCCUGCAGCUGGACUGUAAGGGGGAGGGGACGGCCGAGCCCGGGCCGACGGGAGGGGUUUCUCUGGGCCGAGCCUCCAAACCACGACCCUCCAUCAUCAGCUCAGGUCUCCUUGAAGAAUCCGAAACGAACCAGUACAGUCCUGCAGAAAUCUUCCAGUCUGGUCACUCUCGUAACUCCAGCUACGCCAGCCAGCAAAGCAAAAUCUCAGGCUACAGCACCGAGCACUCCUGCUCCUCCAGCCUGUCCGAUCUCACGCAUCGCAGGAACACCUCGACAGGAAGCAGCGCCUCCGGAGUUUUGGGCUUCUCUGCUGACGGACCGACAGACGGGGAGAAGGACGCCGGACGUCCAGAGAGACCCCCGAGACCCCCAAGACCCGUCUUACCCAAUAACCGACCCCCCAGGAGGAAGCUGGACUCGGUGGAGAGUCACCCCUGUUGGGUUAACGACACUCGCAUGGAUGCCGACGACAUCGUGGAGAAAAUUGUCCAAAGCCAGAACUUUGCAGACGUCAACAACACUGAAGACAGCAACCUGCGUCUGUUCGUCAGCAGAGAUGGAACGACUGCGCUCAGCGGCAUCAGGCUCGGAAACAGGGUUUCUGCAGGCGGGUACGAGCCCGUGGUGAUAGAGAGCCAUUAACCCGGCGGACAUGUUGGACCCGUGGACGGUGGAUCGUCCUCGUCUUCUGUCUCGCUGCUGGUUUUUCCCGGAGCUUCAGCCGGUCUGACGCCUUGAAGGGAAAAAAAACCUCGUCAGUUUGCACUUUAUGUGAAGUUUGUCUGCACUCCGUUCAGAUGUUUGUUUGAGCGGACGACUCGGAGUGAAAUGCACAGAAACGUUUCUCUGAUACUGCCUUGUUUUGUGUUUACCCAUAUAGAUUUUGGAUGGAAAUCUUUAUAGUCAAUUUUACAAGUUAAAGGGAUAGUUUGGAUGUUUAGACGUGUGGUUGUGUGAGGUUCUUCUCCAUAGUCAGUGUUUUACUACAGUAGAUGGAGUUUAGAGAAACAGAUGUACCAGCACGGGAACAAAGUAAUGUUCUGCUGUGGACGUAUUUUAGAAACCUAAAAGAAUCAAUAUCAGUUUAAAUGUACAUUAUAUUUAGAAUAUUUUCACCUCUUUACUUUGCUGUCAGACAGCCUUUAUGACGAGGAACUGAAGCCGUUAUCUAUGCUCUCUACAAAGCAACCAGACUCCAUUCACAAAAUGGAGUCUGGUCAUUUUACAUCGCAGAAAACGUGAGUUUCUGGUCUACUGCUGUCUCCAUAUGUUAGUUAGUUUGUGUUAUUGUGUGACUUUGGUGAAUAUGAACGAACCCUUUAAAGGACCAAAGUCACAGAAUAUCAUAAAUGAGUCAGCUGUAGACCAGCAACUCCCACUGUUCUGCGACGAAAAUGACUGAUUUGGUCAAUGGAGUCUGGUGAGGCUGUCUGACGGCUAAAUAAAGAGGAGAAAACAAUGCUCCCUUUACAAAUGAAGCUCAAAGAUCUGUUGAAUUUAUGUUGAAUGACAUGAAUGUUAUGUGCCAUGAUCAGGCUGCAACUAAUGUAGAUUUUUCCUCAUCGAUUUAAUCUGGCAAUCAUUUGUUCUAUAAUUGCUAAAUUGGUUAAUUGUUUAGACUUUAAAAUGUCAGAAAAUGGUGAAAAGUAGUCCAGGGUGGGACCUUCAAAUUAAAGGUAAAGAAUUUCAAAAAUAUUCUUAAUAUAUCAAACACUUGAUAUUGAGUCUUUUAGGUUUCUAAAAUACGUCCACAGAAGUACAUUCCUGUCCGUUUCUCUAAUCUCCAUCUACUGUAGUAAAACACUUCAUACAACCACACUUCAAAACAUCACAACUACCCCUUUAAAGUGAUAAAGAUACAGACAUCAAAAUCAUCAAACGUUCUCAUUUCCAACAAGGAACUGAAGCCGUUAUCUAUGCUCUCUCCAAAGACACCAGACUCCACUGACAAAAACAGUCAUUUUACCUCUCAGAACACGGUAGUUGCUGGUCUACCUAUUGUUGCCUCCAUCGGUGAGUUUUAUGUUAUUUUGUGACUUUGGUGUAUUAAAGUGUUAGUUUGGAUUCACCAACAUCACAGUGUAACACAAACAAAAUGACAGAUGGAGGCAGCGGUGGUUCAGCUACUGUUCUGAGAGAUAAAAUGACUGUUUUUGUCAAAGGAGCCUGGUGUCUUUGAAGAUGUUAUCCUACUGGGACUCAUUUUAGAAGUUUAUGGGGAAAAGGGUGACGACAAGGUGACGUGGUGAAAAUAUUAUAGAUAUAGCGUGAUAUUACACCUCUAUUGAUUUUUAUUUAUAGGUGGACCUUUCUUUUAGGUUUCUAGUUGUGCAGCCACCGAUACACUGUGGAUUAUUUUCUUGAACACGUCUGUAAGAAGUUAAUCAGACUCAUUUUUGUUGCUGCAAACUGUCUGACAAAAUAAGGACGAAUCUUUCCUGGGAGUUCAGUUCAUGUGUAAUGUUUUGAUUUUGAUUCAGGAGGGGAACAUUUUAAACUUCUUAAAACGAGUCCCAACAGGAAACGUAACUUUCAGUUUCAUUCAUCACGUAACAAAAAGUCCUAUAUGUAAAUUUCAGAGCCUAUUGUGUUCCAUAAACAGGCAGCACAUCCAAACACUGAAUGUGAUUUAAGAGUUUAGAAAACCACUAAGCGGCCGUUAAGAUGAAAAACGCCUUUUUUAUGUUUAGUUUUAAUUUGUUGCUCUUCCCCGUUGAUCGGUGUAAAAGCAGUGGAACCACUUUGUGCCUGUAAAGUUUCUCUUGAAUGAUCCUAAAGCGCCAUGAAAACUGUGAUAACAGAGUGCUAGUGAUGGUGAGGAGAGAAAUGCCCUUUCCCUUUCUUUGUUUUUCUUUUGUUGUCCAUUUUUGGGAAAUCACGCUGCAUGUUGCUGCUCUGUUGCUCCAUGAAAGACGACUUUGUAUGCGAGUUAGUUUCUCUUCUCUUCUUAGCCAACAAAAGUUAAAACUAAAUGUGAGGUCAGCUGAUAGACACUAGUUCUGUGGUACAAACUGUUCUGGUUUUAUUUUGAAAGGUUUGUUCAGACUGUAAAGGUCUUUGUCGCCCCCUGGAGGAGCAACAAGUCCUCGCUCAUUUGGUGUUUACAAGGAUGUUUCCUUCAUGUUUGUUUACAGAUGUCUUCAGAUGAACAAACACCAAAGAGGCAGAAAAAAAGACCAGUUUUGGAAAUGUAUUGUUGGCAACCAGCUGGCUGGUUGUGGCUUUUUUUUUUUUUUUUUUUUUUUUAAGUUUCCAAAGCAAAUUUUCCUGUUUGGAGUUUGAACUUUUAUCUUGUACAGAGUCUUAAAAUCUUAUUUUUCUGUUUGUUAAAAAGGGUGAAACAAGAAUAAUGAUCCGCUUUUUAAAUGCAGGUCACAUAUGUCUUGAAUUCACUUAAAUUACACGGACUCAAGAUGAUUUUCCACAUCAAUUUAAAUAAAUGAAAAAAAUAAACUAUUAAUUUUAAGUCGAGCAACCGAUUGCCGAAGCUCUGCAGCCCUAGUUUCGUUGCAUCAGAAAAAUAGAACAAUCCCUCUUUUCAGAAUAUUUUCGCCUCAUUUACAAUAAAAAAAAAAUCAGCUUUUAAGACUCUGUUCUUUAUCAGUAAACUUUUUUGUACGGACGUUAUUUUUCCAGUGAAGCUGCAGUUUUUCCAGCUCGUCGUCUCACGUCUCCUCGCUACAGCUCAUUAUAUAUGAUUUGAAUCACUUGUCUUCAACCUACUCUGUUUGUAUUUUGCAGCUGUAUGUUAAUUAUUAAUCACAUGGAUGAACCACUGACCUUAUAGUCUGAAUUUGGGUUUACAUCACCACAGCCUUUAGUAUUCUUUUUAAAGCAUUUAUUUAUAUAUAUUUUUUUUGUCUGGAGGUUGAUCAUAAGCUAUGCACACAACUCACCUCCCUGAGCUUUUUUCUUUUCUUUUAGUAACUCUAACAAAUUAUUGUAUUGUAACAAAGCUAGUAUAACCUAAAUUUAUAGAGAAUCAAGUUUUUUCUUUUUGUUGGUAUUUCUGUGGAAAUUAUU
Molecule: messenger RNA, 4606 nt
Organism: Anoplopoma fimbria (sablefish)
Lineage: Eukaryota; Metazoa; Chordata; Actinopteri; Perciformes; Anoplopomatidae
Product: early estrogen-induced gene 1 protein-like
Exons: 11
Coding region: 77-1225 (382 amino acids)
Source: RefSeq, a predicted model, not a curated record